AUGACAUUUACAAAUGCCCCAGUCACCAGGCUGUUGGUCCUCGGGCUCGUUUCGGCCUCCAUAGGUGCCAGCAUGCUCGAUGUCAAGCACUACUUCUACAUCUCCAUCGACACCCAUCUGUGGAAGUAUAAACAGUUUUGGAGACUACUAGCCUAUCAACUAUGUUAUACAAACUCGACCGAAGUGCUGUUUGCAGCCAUGUCAUUAUACAACCUACGAGUUGUUGAACGCAUGUGGGGGUCGAGGAAAUACGCCUCAUUCCUCGUCGUGUCGUCUCUCUUCACCGCCGUCAUCCCUCCCCUGAUACUAGUUGUGUUACGACCAUUGUCAGCGGGAUAUUUCAACUACAUGCCCGCGGGCCCGACUCCCAUCGUCUUUGCCAUUCUCGCCCAAUACCACGCCAUGGUGCCUCAUGUGUACAAAUACCGAGUGGCAACGUCACAAAACACCCAAACAAACGACUCGUCCGGUGUGACCUUGUCGGAUAAAUCAUACCAAUACGCCAUUGCUCUGCAUCUAUCCUUAUUACAGUGGCCCGGCUCGGUGUUAGGCGCCUUUGUUGGCUGGGCGGUGGGCAAUGCUUGGCGAGGGGGUUUGAUACCGGCCUCCUUUGUGACGUGGCGACUGCCAGGCUGGAUGGUGGGACUCCGCUCUCACAGACGUAGUGCCGAGUUUGAAGGUUUGCGAAGACGGUUGGAAGGGGAGAACGGUCCACCUACAGGUGUGUCGUCGGGUGUUCAGGAUGCGGGUGGUCAGCAGGCUGAACGAAGACGAACGAUGGGGCAGCAGAUUGUUGAUCAGUUCCGAGAGGCAUUGUGA
Messenger RNA from Pochonia chlamydosporia 170, 819 nucleotides. Its product is annotated as UBA domain-containing protein Ucp14. The record is from RefSeq and is a predicted model, not a curated record. Gene Ontology annotation, molecular function: serine-type endopeptidase activity. Gene Ontology annotation, biological process: retrograde vesicle-mediated transport, Golgi to endoplasmic reticulum. The transcript is spliced from 2 exons. Lineage: Eukaryota; Fungi; Ascomycota; Sordariomycetes; Hypocreales; Clavicipitaceae. The coding region runs from base 1 to 819 and encodes 272 amino acids. Gene Ontology annotation, cellular component: membrane.